Molecule: messenger RNA, 6389 nt
Organism: Mus caroli (Ryukyu mouse)
Lineage: Eukaryota; Metazoa; Chordata; Mammalia; Rodentia; Muridae
Gene: Rsbn1
Product: round spermatid basic protein 1
Cellular component (GO): nucleus
Source: RefSeq, a predicted model, not a curated record
GGGCAAGAUGAAGGAGGAACACUGGGAGUGGAGCGCCUGAACACACGGCGAGACUCUGAAAGCUAUUAACAUUGUUUGGGCCGUUAGGGCGGUUGGCGGCAACUCGCAGGCGGGCGGCAGUUGCGUGGCACCCCGAAGCGUGCCUAGGCGCACGCUCCCCUCCGCUCCUCCACUCAGAGAGCAAAGGGGGGCGGAGGGGAGGGGGAGAGAGCGCGGAGGGCGGUGGAACUACAACUCCCGCAAGGCCUUGCGCGUCCAGGGUGCUUUACAAUAGAAGCUCGGUUGGCGAGGUCUGCGGAGAGGUGUCGGAACUGCCGUUUCCGGCAUGUUCAGGUCUACGAGAACGACCGAUCAGUGGAGAGUGGGGGAGAGACUCCAAUGCCCAGCGGGCCAUGCGCGGGCAGCGCUUGCGCGAACCGCGGACGGGGGGGCGGUCGGGCCAUUUAAAUGUGUGUUUGUGGGCGAAAUGGCUGCGCAGGUCGGAGCGGUUCGCGUAGUACGGGCGGUGGCGGCGCAGGAGGAGCCGGACAAAGAGGGGAAGGAGAAACCCCACGUUGGGGUUUCGCCGCGGGGAGUGAAGCGGCAGCGCCGGGCGAGCAGCGGGGGUUCUCAGGAGAAGCGGGGGCGGCCGAGCCAGGACCCCCCUCUCGCUCCCCCUCAUCGGCGGCGUCGUAGCCGCCAACAUCCCGGGCCGCUGCCUCCAACGAAUGCCGCCCCAACCGUCCCGGGCCCUGUUGAACCUCUGCUCCUGCCGCCUCCGCCGCCACCGUCGCUGGCUCCCGCCGGGCCCACUGUCGCUGCCCCGCUCCCGGCCCCGGGCACCUCGGCCCUCUUCACCUUCUCGCCUCUGACGGUGAGCGCGGCCGGGCCCAAGCAUAAGGGCCACAAGGAGCGGCACAAGCACCAUCACCACCGCGGCUCCGAUGGUGACCCCGGCGCCUGCGUUCCGGGCGAUCUCAAGCACAAGGACAAGCAGGAAAACGGCGAAAGGAGCGGAGGGGUGCCUCUGAUCAAGGCCCCCAAGAGAGAAACAGCAGAUGAAAAUGGUAAAACCCAGAGAGCUGAUGAUUUUGUCUUGAAGAAAAUAAAGAAGAAAAAGAAAAAGAAACAUCGAGAAGACAUGAGAGGAAGACGCCUUAAAAUGUACAAUAAGGAAGUACAAACCGUCUGUGCUGGCCUGACCCGCAUCAGCAAAGAAAUUCUCACCCAAGGACAGCUAAAUAGCACUUCAGGAGUUAAUAAGGAGUCCUUCAGGUAUUUGAAGGAUGAACAGCUGUGCAGAUUAAAUUUGGGCAUGCAAGAAUAUCGGGUGCCCCAGGGAGUACAGACACCUUUUACAACGCACCAAGAACAUUCUAUUCGCAGAAAUUUCUUAAAAACAGGUACUAAAUUUAGCAACUUUAUUCAUGAAGAACACCAGUCCAAUGGGGGUGCUCUUGUCCUUCAUGCAUACAUGGAUGAACUCUCAUUUUUGUCUCCAAUGGAGAUGGAGAGAUUUUCUGAGGAGUUUCUUGCUUUGACAUUCAGUGAAAAUGAGAAAAACGCUGCGUACUAUGCGUUAGCAAUAGUGCAUGGAGCGGCCGCUUAUCUCCCAGACUUCCUGGACUACUUUGCUUUUAAUUUUCCCAACACUCCAGUGAAAAUGGAAAUUUUGGGCAAGAAAGAUAUUGAAACAACCACCAUUUCAAAUUUUCAUACUCAGGUCAACAGGACAUAUUGUUGUGGUACCUACCGAGCAGGUCCUAUGCGGCAGAUAAGUCUUGUUGGAGCAGUAGAUGAAGAAGUUGGUGAUUAUUUCCCAGAGUUCCUAGAUAUGCUAGAAGAAUCACCAUUUCUGAAAAUGACUUUGCCCUGGGGUACACUUUCCAGCCUCCAGCUACAAUGUAGGUCUCAGAGCGAUGACGGGCCUAUAAUGUGGGUGAGGCCAGGAGAACAGAUGAUCCCUACAGCAGAUAUGCCAAAGUCACCCUUCAAAAGACGACGAUCAAUGAAUGAAAUUAAAAAUCUCCAGUACCUACCUCGGACAAGUGAACCCCGAGAAGUCCUCUUUGAAGACAGGACCAGAGCUCAUGCUGAUCAUGUAGGUCAGGGGUUUGACUGGCAAAGUACGGCUGCUGUUGGGGUUUUGAAGGCUGUACAAUUCGGUGAAUGGAGUGAUCAGCCUCGCAUAACCAAAGAUGUGAUUUGUUUUCAUGCUGAGGAUUUUACUGAUGUUGUACAGAGACUUCAGUUAGACCUUCACGAACCUCCAGUUUCUCAGUGUGUACAGUGGGUGGAUGAAGCAAAACUAAACCAAAUGAGGCGAGAAGGCAUUCGCUAUGCUAGAAUUCAGCUUUGCGACAAUGAUAUCUACUUCAUCCCUAGAAAUGUCAUUCAUCAGUUCAAAACAGUGUCAGCAGUAUGCAGCCUAGCCUGGCAUAUAAGGCUUAAACAAUACCACCCUGUUGUGGAAACCGCUCAAAACACAGAGAGCAAUUCCAACAUGGAUUGUGGUUUAGAAGUUGACUCCCAGUGUGUGAGAAUAAAAACUGAAUCUGAGGAAAGAUGCACAGAGAUGCAGCUUUUGACAACUGCUUCAUCGUCUUUCCCACCUCCAUCAGAACUUCAUCUACAGGAUCUGAAGACUCAGCCUCUUCCAGUUUUCAAGGUGGAGAGCAGACUGGACUCUGACCAGCAACACGGUCUGCAGGCACAUCCAAGCACUCCUGUGUGACAUAUCCGAUUUCCCCAUCUCCCACUUGCCAUCCAGCAGAUGCCAUCCAGUCAUCUAAGCUGGUCAUUACUAAUACACAAGGAGACUGUCUCCUGACAGCCAGCACUGUGCAAUCACUCAGGAACCAGCGGAUCUGCAAAGACCUACAAUCAAACGCAAAUCUCCAUUUUCCUUUUACAAAACAUUCUACCCUCACUUCCAGUAUAAACAUAUUAAAAGAAUAUAAAAAUGUUGAAAAUCAUGUACUAAUGAAGUCAUUGUAUAUUAGAUUGCAAUAGAAUGGAAAGAAACAUUUAGCUAGUUAUGUACCUGGGAAUCCUGAAUGUCCUAUGUGAGUAUUAGAUUUUGAUAGCAUGCUUUAAAGACUGAUGAACAUAAAAGCAGAAGCUUUGAGUUUCUUGCUGCUUUCAAAACUGUGUCCUAGUUGAGUGAUACAAAUGAUCGCAAGUUUUCUAAAUCAUUAAACUAUUUGGUUGGUGGAGUGAGGCAUGGAACAGUCUGGUAUCCUCUGAUUUGUAAAAUAGCGAUGGCAGUGAAGUUGUAACUGAAAUUGAAGCUGAUCUUCCUUUCUGGUAUGUUAUCUAUUGUGCCAGCCCUUGAGAUUACUUGCAGAAUGUGGCUAUAAGUUUUAGUAGUUUAUGGAUCAGAGGGAUAUUUUAAAAAUAUGCUAAUCGAAAGGACCUAAUAAAUUAAUAUUCCUAACAGCAAAUAGAAUGAUUUUAUGGUAACCAUUCAAAAGAAUAAGUCUUCCCCUGUCCCAGAGGUCAUUCUAUAAUUAUCAAGAUAGGAUAAGAGUUAGGGUUACGAUUCUGAGAGAUGUCCCAAAUUCAUGAAGCAAUAAUAAUAACCUUUAUAUUGGUUUCCUCUUCCAAAGUUUAACUCUUGAGAAAUGAAUUCUUAGUCUUAAUUGUACUUUGCUUAUUCAGUACUUACAGUUUUACUGGUACAUGAUUUUUACUCUAAGACUUUUGGAAAGUGCCCUGUACCCUCAGAAACAGUUGGACUAUUAGUUCACAAAUACUACAAGCUCUUGUAUGGGGAAAAGAGCUAAUUUAAAUAAUUUGCUAAACUUUAGGAAACGAUGUAUCAGUCUUAACAGGCAUAAAGAUCUCACCUAAUGACUUGAGAAACUUUUGCUUAGUGCUUUUUUCCCUGUAUAAAUAUUGUCUAGAAGGAAAGUUAAUAUAGGAACAAGACUCCAAAAUCCACGAAAAUAUGUUCCUAGUGAAUAUAUCCUUUAUCAUUAAUAUUAGCCCAUUAUAUUUUCAUCUGUAUUUGCCUUUUAAAUUUAUUUGCAUCUAUUAAAGAUAAUUAGGAUUACUGAGUUUGUGUUUUUCUAAUAAAUCUGUUUCAUCCUUUCAGUAGCACAUGCCAGAGGCUCAUGUGUGUGCUAAGUUUCAUGUUUCAAGACAGUCUGUAGCCGUAUUUACUGGUCAUGUAAGUAGAGGAGAUACACAUCACCAGUGUUUUUCUUAAGUGCAUAAAGGACUUAUCCUCGUCCUGGAAGUCUGUUGCUUUAAAAGCAAGUAUCCAUAAAUAUUAUGGCCUUCCAUUUAAAAAAUCUCCAUACAUUUUUUAGGAUCCACUUGUGCAUGUAGUUGAGACCGCCGUCUCUUAAAAUAUAGCACUUUUCAAUUCUCUCUAAAGAAAUACUUAUGUAAUACUAUCACACGUUGUAAAUUUUCAUGUAAUAGUGUUUUCUGUGACUAAACUUCAUUUUGAUCGGCAGCUAAGACUUUUUUCCUGUGGCUUUAAUUUAUCUAAGAGGUCUUUGCAUAUAGAUGAAAUGUUUAAUUUGCCUGGCGGACUAUUUGCGUUUGUGUGGCCUUAGUUUGUUUAUUGACAUUAACAAGUGUUUUAAAAGGUUUUUAAUGGAUAGUCUUAAAUCUCAACUUUGUGUGAAUAAUAAUUCUUUUAACACAGUGCUUUUUUGUAGCUGUCUGAGUGUGUUAAAUUGUUAAGCUAUUUCUUUGUAAAGUAGGACAAUGGAAUGCAUAGGUUUUUUUUUUUCCUGUAAAGUAUUUUUUUAAUAAACAAAGUCUGAUUUGUCCUUUACUGACGUUUCAAAAUGAAUAGCACAUGGGAGUUGUCAUUGCUGGCACCCUGUUAGUGGAGUCUUCUCCCCUACUCACACACAUGCAUCCGUCUACUCACCUUCUUUGUGCCAUUUUAUUUUUAAGCUUUAGAAGAAAAUCAUGGACUUUUCUUUGCCAAAGAAAAGGUCAGAGAUGCCCAGCCUGAGGUACAACUAGUUUUGAAGAAAAGUGAAGCUUUUGUUUGUGAUAGUCGUCCUUACUGCUGCUUAAAAUUGGUUACCUGCACUUAGAGCGGCCGUAGGCUGUGAUGAUGCAUGGCGUAAUAAUGGAGAUGGUGUUUACUCUUCAGAUGUGGAUGGAGUAUGGGAUACAAGAGAAUCCCUUUCCUCAUUAAGUUUUGUGUGAACUCUGUAGUUGAAGUGCUGCCUGUCCUGACAGCAUUUAGGUCUUAGAAGGGUCUCAGUAUUUCAUCAGUUCUCAUAGAUAGGAGGGGGUUAAUCAUUUCCACAACACAGGUGAGAAAACAGACUUGUUAAGUCAAUUUCCUAAAAUGACAGUUCAUUGCUGGGAGCUGGGGCCUGAAUGUUUUUUUGGGGUUCAAAGCUCUGCCUUACACAGCAGCAUCCUAAUAAAACACCGAAAAUUUUUACCAGGGUUCCUGAAAAAUAAUUUGCAACUGUACCACUAAUUCUAUUCCUCAAAGUACUAGCCACAGCCCAGAAAAACCUCUCUUGUGUGUUUGGCAAUGAAGCCAAAUGCUUUUAUUAUUAGUGUUAAAUUUAGGUCUUAAAAGUAAUUUUUUGAGGUCAUUUACCAAAAUGAGUUGGUUGUUGCCUUGAGUUCCACUGUUCAGCAGCACUGAAGGGGCUGUUAAGUCUUAACAGCUUUUUAUUUAACCCUGAACAGUUAAGGGGUAUACGGUGGGGAUCACUGCCAACUGGGUGAAGUAAUUUUUAAAAAUAAUUCCUAUGGGUGUUAACAUUUUAGUCGUUUCACAGUAUGGAUAACUUUCAUUUGACGCUAUUUUAAUGGCUUAUAUAAGCUGGAGACUGCCUAAGUGGUAACUAUUACCCAUUUUUAGCCUUACAUCAACUAAAUGCUAGUGCCUAGGGCAAGAAAGGUCUUAGCUUUCAAGUUCAAGGCAGCCCCUGGAAACAAACCACUAAGGUGCACACAAACGUAUAGAGACAAGAACAGCUUAGAAACCCUGUGGGUAUACAUAUUUAUAUUUACAUAAGAGUGCAGUUGCCCUUUCUCUGGACCUCUCUUUGAAUCACUAUAAACAGCCAUUUUCUCCGAUUUGGGGGAAGUCCCAGUGCAGUCCGAGCCCUGUGCAUCCCCUUAGUGUUGUGUGGGCAGCAGAAAGCCUUUGUCCCGGAGCUGCCGAGAGCCGAAGGAGGAACCACUGGGCCACAGCCAGCCUGUCCGCGUUCCAGGCCGCGCAAAUUCACCAACAUUUGUCCAUCCAACAAGAACGGAGAACUCGAGCGAAGGCUCGUGCCCUGCACUAGUCUCGUCCACCCAAAGGAGACAAGGACAUGAAGUAAACAUCACGCUAUAAGCUACAGACCCGCACAGGAACCUCUGGAACAUCGGGACCAGCCUCCCGGGGACCGACGGGUACUGGGAGGGUCGUUUCU